This is a messenger RNA of Myripristis murdjan (pinecone soldierfish), 9749 nucleotides long. RefSeq names its product zonadhesin, like (gene zanl). Gene Ontology annotation, cellular component: extracellular matrix; membrane. The transcript has 59 exons. NCBI's taxonomy places the organism in Eukaryota, Metazoa, Chordata, Actinopteri, Holocentriformes, Holocentridae. Bases 1 to 9459 code for a protein of 3152 amino acids. The record is from RefSeq and is a predicted model, not a curated record. Gene Ontology annotation, molecular function: calcium ion binding; protein binding.
AUGGCAGAGUCCAGAUUCCAGCAGCCUGGCUCAGAUGCGGUUGGCGUGCUGCGUUGCUCUGAUUUCACCGACAGCACGGCUCAGAUGCUGACCUCCUGUGACUUUAAUCAGGACAGCGAGCCCUUCUGUAAGUUCACCCAGGACACAGCAGACAACAGUGACUGGAUCCGACACAAAGGUCCAACCCCAACACCCGGAACUGGGCCAAGUGGAGACUACCCCGACGGAAAGGGCUACUACAUCUACCAUGAAUGUGACAACGUGGUCAAUGGGCAGUCAGCCCGUCUGAUAAGUCCUGCCAUAUCAUCAUCCAACACCCAGAUCUGCGUCCAGUUUCGGUAUUACAUGUAUGGAUCUGACAAUCAGAACAAGCUAAGGGUCCUGGCCAGGAGGCCCGGGAAUGAUGAGGAGGUCUGGAGCAAGACAGGCAUCCAAAGUCCAUCAUGGUUGAAGGGCUCCGUCACAGUGUCCAAACCUGCUGAUCAGGCCAUUUCUAUUGUAUUUGCGGCUCAGAGAGGCUUCACUGAUUCAUGUGACUCAGCCCUGGAUAACAUUGUUAUUACUGAAGGAGCAUGCCCCUCCUGUGUGACUGGCUGUGACUUUGAUACAUUUGAUAACCUGUGUGGGUGGACAACUCCUCCAACUGGGAAUCCUAAUGUGCUUGGCUUUAGUCAGUGGAAUGGACCCACAGACACUGAAGGCACUGGACCUGAGGAUGACUUUUCCAAACCUGGAUUUGGUUUCUACAUGUUGUUGGAUUCGAUUGAGGCUGUUCCUGGUUUCAAAGCUGAGAUCAGAAGUCCUACUGUAACCUCCUCUGGCUGUCUGGAGCUCACCUUUUACUACUACAUGUAUGGUACUGCUACUACGAUGGAACUCAGUGUACACACUGUCACUGCAGGUGGAAGUCUUGGAGCGCCUCUCUUCACCAUGAAGGGGAACCAGGGACAGAGCUGGAAGCCUGCUGAGAUCCACUACCUGGGAACUGGUAACAUCCAGUUUGUGAUUGUGGGCACCUACGGAGAGACCAUGGAGACAGACAUAGCUGUUGAUGCUGUAUGUAUCAUGGCCUGCAAAGCUGGACCAACCACACCCAAACCACCAACUCCUGGACCAACCACACCCAAACCACCAACUCCUGGACCAACCACACCCAAACCACCAACACCUGGACCCACAACACCUAAACCACCAACUCCUGGACCCACAACACCUAAACCACCAACUCCUGGACCCACAACACCUAAACCACCAACUCCUGGACCAACCACACCCAAACCACCAACUCCUGGACCCACAACACCUAAACCACCAACUCCUGGACCAACCACACCCAAACCACCAACUCCUGGACCCACAACACCCAAACCACCAACUCCUGGACCAACAACACCCAAACCACCAACACCUGGACCCACAACACCUAAACCACCAACUCCUGGACCCACAACACCCAAACCACCAACUCCUGGACCCACAACACCUAAACCACCAACUCCUGGACCCACAACACCCAAACCAUCAACUCCUGGACCAACCACACCCAAACCACCAACACCUGGACCCACAACACCUAAACCACCAACUCCUGGACCCACAACACCUAAACCACCAACACCUGGACCCACAACGCCUAAACCACCAACACCUGGACCCACAACACCAAAACCACCAACUCCUGGACCCACAACGCCUAAACCAUCAACUCCUGGACCCACAACACCUAAACCACCAACUCCUGUAACAUGCCCUCCUAAUGCACAAUACAUCGAGUGUGGUCCAGCUUGUAUCCCCUCCUGUAUGGAACCAUUCUUCAACUGUACGGGCUCCUGUAUCGAUGGCUGUUUCUGCAAGCCAGGUUACGUCUUUAAGGGCCGCCGCUGUGUGCCACUGGAGAAAUGUGGAUGUCUGGAUGACCAAAACAACUACUAUGAGCCUGGUGAAAUCAUCUUUGGUGAUGGCUGCUCCAAGAUGUGUCGCUGUGCAGGGAACUACACUUUGGAGUGUGUUGAUAAUUCUUGUAGCCCCACUGAGGAGUGUCGUGAGGUCAGCGGCGUCUCAGGCUGCUAUCCUAAAGGCACAUCCACCUGCAUAGCAUCUGGAGAUCCCCACUACACCACCUUUGACAAACGCAAGUACGACUUCAUGGGUAACUGUAGCUAUGUGAUGUCUGAACCAUGCAAUGACACAACCCUGCCACACUUUGAGGUCCAUGCCGACAACGAAAACCGCUACAACAGACCAACCAUCUCCUAUCUGAAGGCUGUGCAUGUGUAUGUGCGCAUGCUGAAGAUCUCCAUCCUGAAAGGAGGCACUGUGCAGCUCAAUGGGACCAAUGUAAAUCUGCCAGUGACUCCAGCCCCUGGAGUCUCUGUGUUCAAGUCAGGAAAACACUACACUGUGGCCAUGGACUUUGGUGUGACUGUCCGCUAUGAUGGAAACCACUUCAUGGACAUCAAAGUGAUCAAAGACUACAAGGACAAACUGUGUGGACUGUGUGGCGACUACAACGGAAAUGCCAAGGACGACUUCCGUAAGCCAGACGGCUCUCUGACCAACAGUGCCAAUGAAUUUGGACACAGCUGGGUCACCGAUCCUGACUGCAAUAAGAAACCCAACACCACCAUCCCAGGUUGUACAGAUGAAGAGCAGAGUUUGUAUGAGAGCUCUGGAUACUGUGGCAUCCUGCUGGACAAGAAGGGCCCGUUUGCCAGCUGCCACCCCAAAGUAAACCCUAAUAACUACUUCAGGGACUGUCUGUUUGACUUGUGUGAGUUGGAUGGCGCCAAGCCCAUCCUUUGCGAAGCCAUCGAAGCCUACGUCAAUGAAUGCCAGGACCGCGGGGUCAACAUUGGACCCUGGAGGAAUGAAACCUUCUGUCCUCUGAGCUGCCCUCCCAACAGCCACUACGAGCCCUGUGCCAGCCCCUGCCAGGAGACGUGCGUCGGCAAGCCUCCCUCUGGCUGUGGCGGUCCCUGCUCCGAGGCCUGCGUGUGUGAUCCUGGAUAUGUGCUGAGCGCGGGCAAGUGCGUGAAGAAGAGCUCAUGCGGCUGCAAACACACGAACGGGCAGUACUAUGAGCCUGGAGAGGAGUUUUAUGUGGAGGACUGUAAGCUGAAGUGUAGGUGCAACGCUCCCUUCGUCACCUGUAGUGCCACUGACUGCCCCCCACUGCACGAGUGUAAACUCCAGGGAGGAGAGCUGGGCUGCCACCCGACCAGCUCUCAGGACUGCGUGGUAUCAGGAGAUCCUCACUACAACACCUUUGACAAAAAGUUCUACAGCUUCAUGGGAACCUGUACCUACACACUGGCCAGGACCUGCAGGAACACCACCGGUCCUUGGUUUUCUGUUGAGGGGAAGAAUGAGGAGAGGGGAGUUUCGGGCGUCUCCUACCUCAAGAAGCUCUACGUUACUGUUGAUGGAGUCACCGUCACCCUGAUGAAGAGCAGAAGAACACUGGUGAACGGACGUCGUGUUGCCCUCCCUCACUCUCCCUCUCCUCUCAUCUCUCUGAGUCUUGCCGGUCAGUACGUCACUCUGCAGACGACCUUCGGCCUGCGGGUACGCUGGGAUGGAAACCACUAUGCCCAGAUCUCAGUUCCCAGCUCUUACCACGACCAGAUGUGCGGCCUCUGCGGCGACUAUGACGGGAACCCGAGCAACGACUUCACCAAACCAGAUGGCACCCUGGUCGGAAACACCAACGACUUCGGCAACAGCUGGCAGACGGAGGAGGAUGAGGAUGACUCGUGCACACCAGGCACCAAGCCUGACCCCGACUGUGACCCCAAACUGGAGGCCGAGGUGGUGAAACCAGACAAGUGUGGAAAAAUCAAAGACCCUGCUGGACCCUUCAGGGAAUGUAUCAGUGUGGUGGAUCCGACUCCGUUCUUCCAGAGCUGUGUGUACGACAUGUGUCAGUUCAGCGGCCAGCAGCGUGUGCUGUGUGAUCAGCUGCAGGCCUACACCGACGCUUGCCUCAGCGCCGGAGCCAAAGUCCACCAGUGGAGGACUCCAGACUUCUGCCCCCUGGCCUGCCCUCCUAACAGCUCCUACUCCAUGUGUGUGAGCUCGUGUCCGGAGACGUGCCUCGGUGUGGUCGGACCGCCGGGCUGCCAGGACGUGUGUGUUGAGGGCUGCCAGUGUAACCCAGGCUUCAUUCUCAGCAAUGACAAGUGUGUCCCGCUCAAAGACUGUGGCUGUGUUGAUCCCAGUGGAAGCUACCAUCCUGCUGGUGAGAACUGGUAUGUGGAGGGAUGUGAGCAGAAGUGUGUGUGUCAGGGUGGAGGUUUGAUCCAGUGCCACAACACCAGCUGUGCCCCGGCCACCGAGAGCUGCCAGCUACAAGAUGGAGAAUAUGGAUGCCACCCUCUGGGAACUGGUAUCUGCUCAGUAUCUGGCGACCCCCACUACACAACCUUCGACAAGACCACCCACCAUUACAUGGGAGCCUGCUCCUACACCCUGACCAAACCCUGCAACGAGACCUCCGGCUUGCCGUACUUCACCGUGGACACGCAGAAUGAACACAGAGGAAGCAACAAGAAGGUUUCUUAUGUCAAGGCCGUGGUGAUCAACGUCAACGGCAUGACCAUCAUCCUGGGCAAGGGCCGCAAAGUCCAGGUGAACGGGACCGCUGUCGUCCCCCCGCUGACUCUGACCAACGGGGUUAAGAUCUACCUGAGUGGCAAGUUUGUUGUCUUGGAGACGGCGUUUGGCUUGAGGGUGCGCUUUGAUGGCAACCACCACGCCGACGUCACCCUGCCCACCUCCUACAGCGGCCUGCUCUGCGGCCUGUGUGGAAACUUCAACGGGCAGUCUAAAGACGACAACAUUAAACCAGACGGUAAACCGGCUGCAAACACCAACGAGCUGGGAGACAGCUGGCAGGUGCCGGACCCACGGCCCGACUGCACCAACGGUGGAGGACAGGAGGACUGCGACAAGGAUGUGGAGGAGGAGGCCAAGAAGCCCACAAGCUGCGGCAUGAUCACUGAUCCCAACGGUGUCUUCAAGGAGUGCCAUGCUGUCGUGCCCCCUGGCCCCUACUUCUCCAACUGCAUCUACGACCUGUGUGCCACGGGAGGCCAGACGGUGGCGCUGUGCCAGGCCAUAGAGAGCUACGCCGACCUGUGUGCUGCUGCUGGGGUUCCCAUUGCAUGGAGAAACAACACCUUCUGUCCCCUGAAAUGCCCUCCAGGCAGUAAUUACACCCACUGUGGCCCCGCCUGCCCCCAGCCCAGCUGCCAGGAGCCCGCGGGCCCCAGCGGCUCCUGUAACAAGCCCUGUGUGGAGGGAUGUGUCUGCAACGAGGGGCUCAUCCUCAGCGGAGACAAGUGUGUCCCACCCAGCGAGUGCGGAUGCACCGAUGAAGACGGAAAGUACAGGCCGGCUGGUGAGAACUGGUAUGUGGAGGGAUGUGAGCAGAAGUGUGUGUGUCAGGGUGGAGGUUUGAUCCAGUGCCAUAACACCAGCUGUGCCCCCGCCACCGAGAGCUGCCAGCUACAAGAUGGAGAAUAUGGAUGCCACCCUCUGGGAACUGGUAUCUGCUCAGUAUCUGGCGACCCCCACUACACAACCUUCGACAAGACCACCCACCAUUACAUGGGAGCCUGCUCCUACACCCUGACCAAACCCUGCAACGAGACCUCCGGCUUGCCGUACUUCACCGUGGACACGCAGAAUGAACACAGAGGAAGCAACAAGAAGGUUUCUUAUGUCAAGGCCGUGGUGAUCAACGUCAACGGCAUGACCAUCAUCCUGGGCAAGGGCCGCAAAGUCCAGGUGAACGGGACCGCUGUCGUCCCCCCGCUGACUCUGACCAACGGGGUUAAGAUCUACCUGAGUGGCAAGUUUGUUGUCUUGGAGACGGCCUUUGGCUUGAGGGUGCGCUUUGAUGGCAACCACCACGCCGACGUCACCCUGCCCACCUCCUACAGCGGCCUGCUCUGCGGCCUGUGUGGAAACUUCAACGGGCAGUCUAAAGACGACAACAUUAAACCAGACGGUAAACCGGCUGCAAACACCAACGAGCUGGGAGACAGCUGGCAGGUGCCGGACCCACGGCCUGACUGCACCAACGGUGGAGGACAGGAGGACUGCGACAAGAAUGUGGAGGAGGAGGCCAAGAAGCCCACGAGCUGCGGCAUGAUCACUGAUCCCAACGGUGUCUUCAAGGAGUGCCAUGCUGUCGUGCCCCCUGGCCCCUACUUCUCCAACUGCAUCUACGACCUGUGUGCCACGGGAGGCCAGACGGUGGCGCUGUGCCAGGCCAUAGAGAGCUACGCCGACCUGUGUGCUGCUGCUGGGGUUCCCAUUGCAUGGAGAAACAACACCUUCUGUCCCCUGAAAUGCCCUCCAGGCAGUAAUUACACCCACUGUGGCCCCGCCUGCCCCCAGCCCAGCUGCCAGGAGCCCGCGGGCCCCGGCGGCUCCUGUAACAAGCCCUGUGUGGAGGGAUGCGUCUGCAACGAGGGGCUCAUCCUCAGCGGAGACAAGUGUGUCCCACCCAGCGAGUGCGGAUGCACCGAUGAAGACGGAAAGUACAGGCCGGUCGGAGACACUUGGUUCACAGAGAUGGACUGCUCGGAGCGCUGCAGGUGUAACGGCAACCACAACAUCACCUGCGAGCCCUGGCAGUGCAGCCCCGCUCAGGAAUGCAAGGUGGAGGAGGGGGUGCUCGACUGCCACUCCACAGGUAAAGGAGUGUGUCACGUGGCUGGAGAUCCACACUACUACACCUUUGACGGUGUCAUGCACACCUUCAUGGGCACGUGCACGUACACUCUGGUGGAGGUGUGCAACACCACCAAGGUGACUCCCUUCAGGAUUGUGGCCAAAAACGAGGAGCGCGGUCAACCGGAGGCCUCCUACGUCCGAUCUGUCACCGUCUACCUGCCGAAUGAUGUUAAAGUUACACUGCAGAAGAGCCGCAGGGUCCUGCUGAAUGAUCGGCGGGUGCGUACGCCCUUGUCCAUCGACGUGGCCGGAGCCAAGGUGAUAACCAGUGGAGUGUACAGUCUGCUGGACACCAACUUCGGCCUGCAGGUCAAGUUUGAUGGCGUCCAUCACCUGGAGAUCACAAUCCCUGGAGAAUACUUCAACAAGGUAUGUGGAAUGUGCGGGAACUACAAUCACGACUCCUCUGACGACAACCUGAUGCCCAACAAGAAACCGGCCAAGGAUGUGAUCGAACUUGGCAACAGCUGGAAGUCAGAGGGAGACAGUGAUCCUGGCUGCCUGCCAGACACCCGUCCAGAUAUCCACCCCGACUGCACAGCACAGGAGGAGACGCUGUAUGAGGCCCAGUGCGCUCAGGUUAUUCUCUCGGACCGCUUCAAGCCCUGCCACUCCGUGGUGCCCCCAGAGGCCUUCCUAGGCAACUGCAUCUAUGACAUGUGCGAGUACGACGGCAUGCAGGCGACACUCUGUGACAACGUGGAGGCGUACGCUCAGGCCUGCCAGAGCGCCGGAGUCACCAUCAGCUGGAGGAACAGCACCUUCUGCCCCCUGCCCUGCCCGCCCAACAGCCACUACUCAGACUGCACCGCCCCCUGCCCCCCCACGUGCUCCGACCUCUUCCCCAUCUUCUGUCACCUCCCCCCCACCGCCUGUGUGGAGGGAUGUCAGUGUGACGCCGGCUUCGUCCUCAGCGAUGGGAAGUGUGUUCCCCUGAGCAAGUGUGGCUGCGUGAGCUCAGACGGGGAGUACCAUGAUGUGGGAGACUCGUGGCUGACGGAUAAGUGUACCGAACAAUGUACCUGUGAUCUUGGUGGGAAAAUCACAUGCAAGGACCAUCACUGCAAGUCCAACUCAGUGUGUGACCUGGAUAAAUAUGGAGACCGCUACUGCAAACCUGCCAAAUUUGACAAAUGCUCUAUCUCUGGGGAUCCUCACUACCGAACGUUCGACGGUUUCACCCAUCACUACCAAGGCCCCUACACCUACAUCCUGACCCAGGGCCACAACCUGCAAGGCUCACUGCCGUCCCUAAAGGUGAGGGGUAAGAACAUCAGACGUGGUGGGAACAGGAGAGUGUCUUUCCUGGAUCAGAUGUACAUCGAUGUCUACGGCAUCAAUGUCCGCUUCCUGCAGAGGAAAACUGUCCUGGUGAAUGGCGAAAGAGUUGCUCCUCCUUUAAGUCCAGUUGAUGGUUUGUCCAUUACCAUGAACUCCAGGCAGGUCCAACUCACCACUGACUUUGGACUCACCGUGCGCUUUGACGGCAACAGUCGAGGAGAGAUUGUAUUGCCCAACACCUAUAAGAACUCUGUCAGAGGACUGUGUGGAAACUACGACGGUAUCACCAGGAACGAAUACAUGAAGCCAGACGGGACAGUCACCAGGAACCUGAACGAGUUUGGAGACAGCUGGAGGGACAGCGACCGACUGGCUGACAUGCAGGAGACCAGAGAUGUUCCUCACAGAGUUCACCUGCACAGGCGAGAGGUGGAGACGGAUCCAGAUUCAGGGUUUGAAACAACAGGCUGCUCCCAGUCUCAGCUCAAUAACUAUAAUGGAGUGACUCAGUGUGGAGCACUGUCCGACCCCAAAGGACCAUUCGCUUCCUGCCACAGCACCCUGCCGCCCAAAGCCUAUCAAGAUGACUGCGUGUUUGACCUGUGUGCUGAGAGCGGCAGCGCAGCACUGCGUUGUGCCAGUUACGAUGCCUACGCUGUAGCCUGUCAGGAGGCUGGAGUCAAGCUGGGACCCUGGAGGCAGCAACUCGACUGUGUCAUGUCCUGCGCUGCCAACAGCUCCUAUUCCCCCUGCAUGUCGGCAUGCCCCGCCUCCUGCGCCGACCUGGCGGCGCCCUCAGAGUGUGACACCACUUCCUGUGUGGAGGGCUGCCAGUGCUCCCCGGGCUUCGUAAUGAGCGAGGGAGCCUGUGUGCCAUACCCCCAGUGUGGCUGCACCUUCCUCAACCGAUAUUACCCACUGAAUGAGAAGUUUGUGACCGAGGACUGCUCUGAGUCAUGUGAAUGCACCACCACCGGCGCCGUGUGCCAGCCCAAGACCUGCCAGUCCGGCUUCGUGUGCACCGUCUACAACUUCAAACGGGACUGCUACAGAGCGAGUCCCUGCCUCAGCAUGCCCUGUAUGAACGGAGGAACCUGUGAGGAAGGCAGCAACGGCACCUACGUCUGUCGCUGUGCAGAGGGCUUCGAGGGCAGCAACUGUGAGGCGGAGAAAACCAAAGAGCCCGAAGGACUCGAAACCAAGUGGAUCAUCCUGAUCGCAGUCCUGGUCCCCGUAGCUGUGAUCAUCAUCGUCACGACGAUAGCGUGUGUUUGUGUACGCAAAGCCAAGUCCCAGGUUUAUGUAGUUGAGCUGCAGCAGCGACUGGCUCAGCUCCACAGUGGCUCUAGCGUUCAGUACAGCAUUCACAAGGAAAAAACAGUACGAGGCACAGAAACUCGGCCUGAAACAAACAGGUGUUCCAUACACAAACAUUGAAGACCAGAGUAAAGCUGAUAAAGUCACCGCUAUGUGAUGGAAAACCGUUCUAGACGCUUGAAUGUACAAACCACUCAGAAGCUCUUUUCUUCCAAAAUGAAUCACUGUAAAAAAAAGAGAAAAUUAUUACUGUUAGCCAAAUAAGGCAAAUAUUGUUUUUAUCUUGAGAAGUUGUAAACACUAAGAAUAUUGCUCAUAUGCCCGUGUUGCUGCCUUAACUUAUGCUUAUGAAGAUGUAAUUGUUCGUCAGAGAUAUGUCUAUUUAAUUCACAGAAUCUGUUUGUGACUUU